GACAGUUGGUUGUUUUGUUGUUGUUUUUAUAACAAAAUUGUAAAAUGAAAUACUUACUCUAAAUGAAAAAUAGCAACAUCACAUUUUGAAUGAAAAGAAGCUUUAAAUUCUUGCGCGGUAAAAUGUGAAACAUUUCCUUAACAUUUUGCAUAAUACUACUACUCAUGAGGGAGAGAGCUAAUUACAGAAAACUGUUGAACAUGCAAAUCUAUCAUCAAUGUAAUCUUCUAGACGGUAUGUUAUGAGUGCCACAUCUGUUCCUCUUAAUCAUUAAAGUUGGCACCAAGCUGCUGUCAGACAUUAAAUACAAGCCUGCAGCACAAACACAAGUGGAGAUAAUUCUGGGAACGAAGGGUCAGGAAGGCAGAAAGGGUUUGUUUACUUUUGAUUUGCAAGUGAGCUGGACCUCAGUUUAGAUCACAUAUCUUUUUUUUUUUUUACCAUAACUGGAGGUUUACCUGGACAGUUCCCGUAGAGUUUUGUUUGUUAUAAGUGUGCAGGAAAGGUUCAAGUAGAGCAGGCAGGGACAGCCUUCGACAAUUCUCUGAACCAUCAUAUCCUGUUAAAGAGCAGAGAAUUAAAUGUUACUUCAAUGUCUCUCAGCAAAGCACCCGUUACAAGAGUGCAUAGCACAGUGUAAUGCCAACAAUGAAUGAACAAAUAUUUAAACUACUUGGCUUUCAUGAAAUGUAAAAACAUUACAAUGAAUAAAACAACUUUUUACUCUUUUUUAGAUGUAUUUAUUAAAGGAUAGAGCUUCAAUAUACAUAUUCUUAACAAUGUUUUACUCACUGUAACAUUAAAACACUCUGACAAAUUGAGGUCCUGGAGAUUUCUGCAUUCACCUACGCAAAAGAACGAAGCAGAGAAAUGGCUUGUCAAACAACCAUGGUGUCCACUUUUAGAAAUGCUCUGCCAUGAUUAUUAAAUGCAAGUUGUGAUAAAAUAAAGUCAAUAACGACACUACAUAAGGAACAACAGGAAGUGUCAUAAUAUUCUGCCUUCUUUCAAAGCUGUAUAUGUAUUCCUGGACGUCUCCUAUCUCCUACAUAAUGUGCAACCUCUCGCUGCUUCCUCAGGGUAAACAGCAGCUGUGUCCCAUCAACAAUGACACUGUUCACCUUUGACCCUUUGCUUCUGUUUUUAAGCCUGUUUUUCAAAAAAACUUUCAUUCCGAAAUUCUGCUUUUCUCCAGCUCUUCUUACUGAAAAGACAAUCGCUGCAGAGCACAGGAUGCGUGUGACCUCCUCUCUUCUCCUGGCCUCCCUGCUCCUCCUCCUGCUCCCACCCUCCCACAUGAAAAGACCCGGUAAGGGCAGAGGCCUCAAAGGAGCAAGACACAAACUCACACGGGACAGGGUGAGAGGUUUUGGGCGUCACAGCAGAUCGGGCCCCUCCAGGAUUGCGGCACCCGACUGCUCAGAGUUGACAGAAUCUGGAGACGUCUUUAUAGACUGUCAGGACCGACGCCUCACCUCCAUUCCCACCUCUCAGACGUGGUCCAAACAACCAAAGCACCUCCUUCUGGCCCGUAACAGGAUCAAAGUCCUUCGUGAUGGGGCCUUCUUUGGAUUUGAGAGUUUAACCAGUCUGGACCUGCAGCAGAAUCAUAUCUCCUUAGUGGGAGAAGGGGCCUUCCAGGGUCUGAAACGCCUUACAACCCUGCUGCUGCAGCACAACCGCCUGGGAACACUUAGCGAGGAGGCCCUCAUCUCCAUGCCAAACCUUCACUACCUACGUCUAUAUGACAAUCCCUGGAACUGUCUCUGCCCGAUGGACAGUCUCAUACGCACCCUUCAGGUCCCAAGCAACCGUAAUCUAGGAAAUCAUGCCAGGUGUGCAGAGCCCACCAGGCUAAAAGGCAUGAAGUUGAAGCAGAUUGACCCAGAGUCACUCUGUAAGGAGAAGACAGACCCAACCGGUGACCCACAGGGUGACCAAACAGAUCCCACAGACCUUGUAGUGCCCAUUCCAAUUCGCACAAAACCAGACGCCACCACAUCUUGCCAUACUUACCUUUACCCCCAAAUACGGAUGGACUGCAGAAGGCGAGGUCUAACUGAGGUGCCUACAGGUAUUCCAGAGGAUGUUGUUCAUAUCGAUCUGUCCCAUAAUUCAAUCCGUCAUCUCAAAGCCAGAGAUUUCCAAGGAGCGAGGAGCCUCAGAACCCUUAACAUCAGUCAUAACAACAUGGAGCACAUUGACACAGCUUCCCUGUCUGGGCUGCUUCACCUUCGUGAGCUGGAUCUGUCCGACAACAGCCUGCAUUUUGUCCAGUACGGAGUUCUUGAAGACCUUUACUUCUUGUUACAGCUAAAACUGGGAGAAAACCCCUGGGUGUGUGACUACAGCAUUCACUACAUGAUGUACUGGCUGCGUCUGCACCCAGGGGUCAGGUACUCUGGCCUCCUGUGUCGCUCCCCUCCUCAACAUACUGGGGAGAGUGUAGAGGAGUAUGUGCGUUCCUACAACAGAGAGUGUCCAAAGGACAGACAGCCUAGCAGAACAGAUCAAGACCAAACAGACCCUGAACUAUGGAACACAGCAAUGGAAGUGCAGGGAGAGCUGGAGGAGGAGCUGGAGCCAAGCCACUUGAGAGUACCGCAGAAAUACCGGAUCAUCAGGCUGUCCUGACUCAAGUGAAAAUGUGACCUUUAAUGUGUGACCUGAUUUGUUUCUCCUUCUUUAAUAUCUUUUCACUAUCAUAAAACUGUCUGUAUCAGAUAGAGAAAUGACUGUAUUUUUGUUUAAAAUAUAAGAGUUAUCUUAUUGACUGUGACUAAUUAUGACUAUAAGCACAUGAUCUGUGUGGGUCAAUGCAGCUAUACAGUGCCCUCCAGAAUUAUUGGCACCUCUUUAGUAAAAAUUAGCAAAACAG
Messenger RNA from Cottoperca gobio, 2878 nucleotides. Its product is annotated as leucine-rich repeat-containing protein 17-like. The transcript has 7 exons. The coding region runs from base 1108 to 2634 and encodes 508 amino acids. Gene Ontology annotation, molecular function: protein binding. The record is from RefSeq and is a predicted model, not a curated record. Gene Ontology annotation, cellular component: plasma membrane. Lineage: Eukaryota; Metazoa; Chordata; Actinopteri; Perciformes; Bovichtidae.